Molecule: messenger RNA, 11400 nt
Organism: Balearica regulorum gibbericeps (East African grey crowned-crane)
Lineage: Eukaryota; Metazoa; Chordata; Aves; Gruiformes; Gruidae
Source: RefSeq, a predicted model, not a curated record
GUGCAUCACAGCAGAAUUAAUUUCUUCUUGAAUGGCUGGGAAGAUGACAACACACCUUUUGAUUCAAGGAUUCUUGUGGGAACAGUUGCAGAUGCUGAUGGUACACUGCGAAUUGGACAAAGUUUCACAGGUUUAGAGCAAUUUGUUGGAAGAAUGCAAGAUUUUCGAUUUUACCCAGUGGCACUUACAAACAGAGACAUUUUGGAAGUAUUCUCUGGAAAAUUUCCUCAUCUGCAUACCCAAUCUGAGUGCCGCUGUCCUGGAAGUCAUCCCCGUGUACACCCAUUGAUACAGAGGUACUGCAUCCCUAAUGGUGCAGAUGAUACAACUAACGAUAGAGUGCUGAGGUUGGAUGCAGAAGCCCAUCCCCUGUAUUACAUCAAUGAUGAUGACAUUGGGACCACCUGGAUUUCAUCUGUGUUUGCUAAUACUGCAGGUCUGGAUCAUGGUGUUUCCAUCACAAUAGAUUUACAAAAUGGACAGUAUCAGGUAUUCUACAUUAUACUGCAGUUCUUUAGUCCACACCCUGAAGCAAUAAGAAUUGAAAGGAAAAAAAGAGAUGAUCUAAACUGGGAAGACUGGCAGUAUUUUGCUAAAAAUUGCAGUAUUUUUGGAAUGGAUAACAAUGGAUCUCUGGAAAAACCAGACUCUGUCAACUGUCUCCAGCUUCCUAGCUUUACACCGUAUUCCCGUGGUAAUCUAACUUUUAGUGUUCUUACCCCGGAACCAAAUCACCGACCUGGUUACAAUGAUUUUUACAAUACUCCAUCUCUCCAAGACUUUGUAAAAGCUACACAAGUGAGGAUUCAUCUCCAUGGCCAGUAUCACACUACUGAGUCUUGGGUAAAUUUUAGGCAUAGAUACUAUGGAGUAAAUGAAGUUACAGUCAGCGGAAGGUGUAAUUGCCAUGGCCAUGCUGAUAAUUGUGAUGCCACUACGGAACCGUAUAGGUGCCUGUGUGUCAAGGAAAGCUAUACAGAAGGAAAUAAUUGCGAUCGCUGUUUGCCAUUGUACAAUGACAAGCCUUUUCGUCCAGGUGACCAAGUUCAUGCCUAUAAUUGCAAACCUUGUCGAUGUUACGGCCAUGCGGUAAGCUGCCACUAUGACUUAGCAAUGGACCCUUUUCCUCAGGAACACUACAGGGGCAGUGGUGGAGUGUGUGAUAACUGUCAACACAACACAGCUGGAAGGAACUGUGAGCUGUGCAAGGAUUUCCAUUACAGACAAGCAGGUGCAGAUCUUUCAGCCAUUGAUGUUUGCAAACCCUGUGACUGUUAUGCAACAGGCACCAAAAACAAGAGCCUCCUGUGUGAUAAUAUUGGAGGCCAGUGUAAUUGUAAGAGACAUGUGUCUGGCAGACAAUGCAAUCAGUGCCAGGAAGGAUUCUACAAUCUACAACAGUCAAACCCUGAUGGCUGCAGUCCCUGUAACUGUAAUACCUCUGGGACAGUCAAUGGAGAUAUUACCUGUCACCAAAAUUCAGGCCAGUGCAAGUGCAAAGCAAAUGUUAUUGGUCUUAGGUGUGAUAGUUGCAAUUUUGGAUUUAAAGCUCUCAGAUAUUCUAAUGAAGAUGGAUGUGAGCCUUGUUGGUGCAACAGCCACGGCUCAGUAAACCAAUUCUGCAACCCUCUCUCCGGGCAGUGCAAUUGUAAAGAACGAGUGAAAGGGCUUCGGUGUGACACCUGCAUCGACAACUUUUAUGGGCUGGAUGUAACUGGUUGUAAGGCUUGUGAAUGUAAUGUUGCAGGGUCGUUUUCUGGAACUGUGUGCAAUGAGAAGACAGGGCAAUGUGCGUGUAAACCAAAUGUUGGAGGAAGACAAUGUGACGAAUGCCUAGAUGGCUACCACAAAGCCCAGGAAAACCGUUCCUUUGUUUGUCUGCCAUGUAACUGCGAUAGGGCAGGUACAGUGAAUGGCUCUCUGCUUUGUGACAAAUCAACGGGACGGUGUCCUUGCAAAGCUGGUGUAACUGGCCUUCAGUGCAACCAGUGCAUGCUUCAUACGUACAACCUUAGCGUGAGCAACCUCCUCGGCUGCCAGCCUUGUGACUGCGAUGCUCUGGGCACGCUGGCCGGAACAGUUUGUGACCACGUUUCUGGACAGUGUGUCUGUUUGCCUCAGCGUCAGGGGAGGAGGUGUGAUGAGUGUAAACCAGGUUUUUAUUUUUCUCCAUCCAGUGUCACUGGCUGUCUGCCGUGCCUGUGCCACAUAGCUGGCUCAGUGAAUCAGAUCUGUGAUAGACUAACUGGCCAAUGUAUUUGCCAAGAUGCCUCUGUAACAGGACAGACAUGUGAACGUUGCAAAGAACUUCAUUUUGGAUUUGAUUCUGUCACAGGGAGAUGUCAGCACUGUAAUUGUCAUCCUGCAGGAGCCAUUAGUGGGACUUGUCAUCGUGUUACUGGACAGUGUGUUUGUAAACAAUUUGUAACUGGCUUGAAAUGUGACAAUUGUGUUCCGGAUGCUAGUAAUUUGGAUGUCCACAACCUAUUUGGCUGCAGUAAAACUCCAUUCCAGCAACCACCUCCUACAGGAGAAGUUCUCAAUUCCUCUGUUAUCAGUCUUUUGUGGAGCUCCCCCGACUCUCCAAAUUCUAACAGGCUUACUUACCAGCUGUAUAGAGAUGAGGCUGAAAUUUAUACAACUGAAGACUACUACCCUUAUAAUGUUCAGACCUUCACUGAUACCAUGUUAUCUCCGUAUACCUUCUAUUCCUAUUACGUCCAAGCCAGCAACGUUCAUGGCUUUACAAGAAGUGCCUCAGUGACAUACAGAACGAAAUCUGGGGUGCCUACAGGGAGCUUGCACUUAAAUCCUGUUUUUCCUGUUAGUCACCGCUCUGUUUUACUUUACUGGACAAACCUCUCCAAUGACUCUGGGCCCAUAGAGAAAUACAUUUUGACAUGUACUAGAUUGGUUGAUCUUCAGCCUUGUGGUCAGUAUGAAGGAUUAAAAACUUCAGCAAUGAUUUGGAAUCUCAUUCCAUUUACAAAGUAUGUUUUUUCUGUGCAAGCUUGUACUAGUGGAGGCUGCUUAAAGAGCCAGCCAGUAACAGUAAUUACUGCACAAGCUCCUCCAGAAGGGCUACACCCACCAAUUAUAGAAACCAUCAGCUCUACAGAACUGGCUGUGGAAUGGUCACCACCUGAGAAACCAAAUGGCAUAAUUAUAAGAUAUGAACUUUACAUGAGAAAAAAAGUAAAACCAGCUGGGAACUUUCUGCCUCCUGAAAGUCGUAUUUUCCAAAGCAGUGGAUGGCUCAGCCCUCAACCAGUUAUGGAGUCUCCUAAUGAAAAUGCCCUGGCUCCACCGCAGACCAGUACCACAGUCACUGAUCUGGAGCCAUUCACAGAGUAUGAAUUUUAUGUGCUAGCAGUAAACAUGGCAGGUAGCACAUCUUCAGACUGGAUAUCAGGACAAACAGGAGAGGCUGCCCCAGUGUUCAUGCCAUCUCCAUCAGUAUUCCCUGUUUCACCAUAUUCCCUUAAUGUGUCAUGGGAAAAACCUGAAGAUAAUUUAGCAAGAGGAGAAGUGAUGGGAUACAGCAUCAGUUUGAUGACAGACCAAAGGUUCUUGCCACCAUUUGCCCAGGUUUUGCAUAUAGCUGAGGCUGAUGAGCUAUCCUAUAUAGCGACAGGAUUAAAACCUUACAGAACGUACAACUUUACAGUUACUCUCUGCAAUCAAAUUGGUUGUGUAACCAGCGAGCCAGGCAUGGGGCAAACCUUGGCGGCUGCUCCAACAAAACUUAGUGCCCCUCGUGUUGAAGGAAUAAACAGCACAAUAGUAAAGAUAACUUGGAAUGAACCUGAAGAACUUAAUGGGCCUUCUCCCAUCUACCAGGUGGAAAGGAUGGAUUCAUCUUUAGCUACAUUGAGUACAGAAGUAAUGAAAGGGAUCCGUUUCCCAGGAAAUGGAUAUUACAGAUUCGCUAGUUCCAGUCUCCCCACCAAUACUUACUUUACAGGUAUUAAAGUGAAAUUUAGAACCCAGGAACCUGAUGGUUUGAUUUUUUUCUCUGCAUCACCUGGGAAUCAAGAGGAAUAUAUUGCGCUGCAACUGAGGAGUGGUCGUCCUUACUUUCUUUUUGAUCCACAGGGAUCUGCGGUAGCAGUCACUCCAACUAAUGAUGGUGGGAAAGAUAACAGUUGGCAUCAAAUAAUUGCUACAAGAAUUCAAGCACUGGGAAACAUCACAGUGGAUGGGCAGUACACAGGUUCUUCUGUAGCAACUAGUGGCAGUAGCAUUAUUGGAGAGAACACGGGAGUUUUUGUUGGAGGACUUCCACAGGGUUAUACUAUUGUAAGAAAGGAUGCAGGUGAGUACAUCCAGAAAGGAUUUGUGGGGUGUCUCAGUGAUGUAUUUUUGAAAAAAGUGCAUACUCCCUAUGAAAACUGGGAAUCUUUGAACUGGCAGGAUGCUGAAGAGCAAACCAACGUCUAUCAAAUUUGGGAAGGAUGCCCCGUUGUCCUUUCAGACGGAGCACAUUUUCUUGGCAAAGGGUUCCUGGAACUGCAUUCAGGUGUUUUCAGUGGUGGACUGGAAUUUGAGAUCUCAUUCCAAUUUAGAACAGAUCAACUGAAUGGUUUGCUUUUGUUUGUUUACAAUAAAGAUGGCCCAGAUUAUCUUGCAAUUGAACUGAAAAGUGGAAUAUUAAACAUCUUUUUAAAAACUGGCAUUGUCUUUACACAAGUGGAUCUCUGGUUAGGACUAUCUUAUUGUGAUGGAAAGUGGAACAAAGUCACAGUGAACAAGGAGGGCUCCGUAGUUUCAGCAAGUAUGAACGAACUGAGUGAGCAGACACUCGAACCCCGUCUUCAGCAGCUAAAAGCAAACUCACCUGUCUACCUAGGAGGAAUCCCACCUGAGAUUCAGAAUUUUUAUAAAGAACUGGGGUUAGAACAAGGUUUCGGUGGUUGCAUGAAGGAUGUUAAAUUUACACGAGGUGCUGUCGUUAACUUGGCAUCUGUGUCCGGCAGUGCUGUCAGAGUCAAUCUGGACGGAUGCCUAUCAACUGACAGUGCUGUUAACUGCAGGGGAAAUGACUCCAUCCUAGUAUACCGAGGAAAAGAGCAGAGUGUUUAUGAGAGUGGUCUACAACCAUUUACAGAGUACCUUUAUAGGGUGGUUGCCUCAAACGAAGGAGGAUCAGUAUCUAGUGUAUGGACUCGUGGUCGUACAAGAGAGUCAGUUCCACAAAAUGUGCCAACUCCCUCAAGAGUUCACAGUAUAAAUGGUUACAGCAUUGAGGUCACCUGGGACAAACCUGCUGGGGUCAUAGGUGUAAUUGAGAAGUACAUUUUGAAAGCAUAUGAAGAGGAUGGUCCCAAUGUACCCAUCACUAGUGCUGAGCUUGCUGACACUAGUAUGCUCACAGGCAUAUUGACGGGCUUGCAUCCCUUCACAAACUAUGCUGUAACCCUAACUGCUUGCACUUUGGCUGGCUGUACUGAGAGCUUGCAUGCAUUGAACAUCUCCACUCCACAAGAAGCCCCUGAAGAUGUGCAACCACCCACAGCAAUAUCCUUUCCCACGUUCUUGCUGAUGAGUUGGAGUCCACCAAAAAUACCAAAUGGUCUUAUUACACAAUAUACUUUAUAUAUGAACGGAGUACCACUUUACUUUGGAAAUGGAACCAAAUAUGUUGUAAAAGAUUUAGCAGUGUUUACGCCACACCAGUUUCUGCUCACUGCAUGCACGCUCGCUGGCUGUACAAACAGUUCCCAGGUCACCUUGUUUACAGCACAGCUGCCACCAUCUCACGUAGAUGCCCCGGUCCUGACGGUUUUGGAUUCUAGAACGAUAUAUGUACAAUGGAAAGAACCAGUAGAAGUAAAUGGAAUCCUAGAUCGCUAUAUAAUUUAUAUUGCCAACAAUGAGCAGAAUUUUACAAAGUGGAAUGUAAUCUAUAACAGCACAGAACUUUUUCUGGAUUUUACUAUUCAGCAGCUUUUUCCGGGUACUGAAUACCUCAUAAAACUAGCUGCUUGCACUGGAGGUGGCUGUUCAAUAAGCGAAGCUAGCACAGCUAUAACAGAUGAGAGUACACCAGAAGGUGUUCCUGCUCCAAAAGCCCAGUCAUAUUCAUCUGACUCCUUUAACAUCUCAUGGACUAAGCCUGAGUAUCCGAAUGGUAUUAUUACUAGCUAUGGAUUGUAUAUGGAUGGUGUUCUGAUGCAAAAUUCAUCACAGCUAAGCUGUUAUGCUUAUGGACUUGCUCCUUGGAGUCUGCAUUCCUUCAGAGUCCAGGCAUGUACUGCAAAAGGUUGCGCUUUGGGUCCAUUGGUAGAAGCUCGGACCAUGGAAGCUUCCCCCGAGGGAACAGUUGAUAUAUUUGCUACUGUUGAUGGGUCCAAAGAAGUUGAAUUAAAAUGGGUUGCCCCAAAUAAACCUAAUGGAAAAUUGACCUACAAAGUCCUUGUCACUGGUCUUUUCUACACUGAUCAAGCUAAUGCUAAUUAUUCUAUUGUAAAUGGUACUCGGAUGUUAUGCAGCAGCAACGAAUCCAAUGUAUGGGUACCCAUUAAAGGACUGAUUCCAUUUUCUAACUACACAGUACAAGUGAAUGCUUCCAAUAGCCAGGGCAGCUUGAUAAGUGAUGCUAUAACAAUAGACAUGCCUCCAGGAGCUCCAGAUGGCGUGAUGCCUCCAAGGCUUUCAUCUGCCACUCCGACCAGUCUUCAGGUUGUCUGGUCUACACCAGUUCGCAACAACGCCCCAGGCACGCCCAGCUACCGACUCCAGAUGCGGCGGAGGCAUUCUGCUGGUGACAUUUUAGAUUUGCUUUCCAGCCCUACUGCUUCCUUACAACACAGGGUUGGAGAUCUUCAGCCAUACACCGAGUAUGAGAUGAGAGUGGUUGCCUCCAAUGGUUAUGGCAAUGCUUAUAGCAAGUGGACGUCAAUGACUACAGCAGAGGACAAACCCGGACCUUUAGAUCCACCACUUCUACUGAAUGUUACAGCAAGGGCAGCGAGCAUCACCUGGCAGCAUCCUUUAAAGCCAAAUGGCUUUAUCACUCAUUAUAAUAUUUACCAAAGUGGCCAACUGCAUGCUACAGUGCCAGGAACUAGCUCUAAUUGCACCGUGGAAGACUUGCAUCCUUACACUGUCUAUGUGUUUCAGGUAGAAGGAUGCACUUCUAAAGGAUGCUCUCUUUCACCCGAGACCCCAGAAAUACAGACUCUUCCGGAUGCACCUGAGGAUAUUCCUGCUCCAGAGCUGUAUUCCGAUACUCCAACUUCUGUGGUCAUAUCCUGGCAACCCCCUGCUCACCCAAAUGGUUUGGUGGAAAAUGUUACAAUAGAAAGGAGGGUGAAGGGAACAGAACAAAUAUCAACUGUGGUGACUCUCCCUCUCGGUCAGCCCAUGAGCUACAUUGACCAGAGUACUGCUCUGAGCCCUUGGCAGAAAUUUGAGUACAGAGUGCUGAUGAGCACUCUUCACGGAGGCACGAACAGCAGUGCGUGGUCAGAAGUUACCACUAGACCAUCAAGACCUGCUGGUGUUCAGCCACCUGAUGCAGAAGCGUUGGGACCGCAUUCAGUUAAGGUCUCAUGGGAACGUCCUCUGAUACAAAAUGGUGAAAUCCUUAACUAUGAGAUUCGCAUGCCUGAUCCACGCAUUGUCAUUACUGGGAAUACUUCAUCAUCAUUAAGUCAUUUGGUGACUAAUCUUAUACCCUAUACAAACUACUCGGUCACUGUAAUAGCUUGCUCCGGAGGCGAUGGCUUUCUAGGAGGCUGCACAGAGAGUUUGCCUACCAGCGUGACUACUCCUUCAACAGUUCCUCAGGGUGUUAGUCCAUUGUCUGUGACUCCAGUCAGCGAGUCCUUUAUUGUCAUUUCUUGGCAGCCACCGCUAAGGCCGAACGGUCCUCAUCUGAGAUAUGAGCUCCUGAGACGUAAAAUCCAGCAACCACUUGCAUCAAAUCCCCCUGAAGAUUUAAAUCUGUGGCACAAUAUUUACUCAGGAACUCAGUGGUUUUAUGAAGAUAAGGGUCUUAGCAGGUACACAACAUACGAGUACAAGCUCAUAGUGCACAACGAGGUAGGAUAUACAUCAAGUGAAGAAGUGAUAGCUACUACAUUAGCGGGAUUACCAGAGAAAGGAAGUAUCCUCAUUGCACGUGCUGUUAAUCAUACCGCUGUAGAAGUGGAAUGGUCAAAACCAACACUACAAGAUUUGCAAGGAGACGUUGCAUAUUACACCCUCUUCUUGAAUUCUACUGAUGAUAAUAGAUCUCUGAGGAUCCAGGCUGAUGUAAACUCUACAGUCAUAGGUGAUUUGCAGCCCAACACAGAGUAUCAGAUAUUUUUUCAAGUGUCUAAUGGAGCCCACAGCAUCAACAGUGAAGUUGUGCAUGUGACUACCUCAGAUGGAGAGCCUGAGGGCAUGUUCCCUCCAGAGGUUGUCAUCAUCAACAGUACAGCUGUACGUGUCAUCUGGACAUCGCCUUCAAACCCAAAUGGUGUUGUCACGGAGUACUCUAUCUUUGUAAAUAAUAAGCAGUACAAGACUGGAAUGAACGAGCCGGGGUCCUUUCUUUUAGCAGAUUUGUCUCCAUUCACUGUAUAUGAUAUACAGAUUGAAGCCUGCACGGUGUACGCCUGUGUGAGAAGCAAUGGGACCCAGAUUACAACUGUGGAAGAUGAGCCAAAGCAGCUGUCAGCACCCAUUAUUCACAUAAUUGGCUCAAGAUCUCUUCAAAUCAACUGGGCAUCACCAGGGCAGCCAAAUGGCAUUAUCCUGGGAUAUGAACUCUUACGUAAAGCGUGGCAGAGGUGUACCCCAUCGAAGACUCCAAGGAGCAGCAAAAGUAACAGAAUGUGCAUCUCAUUAGAAUGUAAAAAGCAUGAAAAUAUCUGUGGAGAAGUGUGUUAUCAUCCAGAGUUGAAGGUAUGUUGUAAUGGGAUUCUGCACGACAAUAAACCUGGCUUCCAGUGCUGCGAGGACAAGUACAUUCCAUUUAUUCUUAAUUCACCAGGGGUUUGCUGUGGUGGUCAGAUACAUGCUGUGCAACCGAAACAUCAGUGCUGUGGUGGUUAUUACACUAGGGUAUUAGUAGGAGAAGUAUGUUGCCCUAACUCAGAGCAAAACAGAGUUUCAGUUGGAAUUGGUGACUCUUGCUGCCAGGGAAUGCCUUACUCUACAUCGGGCAAUCAAAUCUGCUGUGGUGGAUCCCUCCAUGACAGUUUCAAUCAACAGUGCUGUGGUGGAGAAGUCAUAAGCACCAACUUGGUCUGUUGUGGUGAUGAAAAAGAAGGGACUGCACACAGACUUCUCCCAGGGAUGUUCUGUUGUGGGCAGGAAUACGUGAAUAUGUCAGAUACCAUAUGCUGCUCAGGUUCCAGUGGUGAGUCCCUAGCUCAUGUUAGAAAGAAUGACCAAGUGCCAGUAAAAUGCUGUGAGACUGAACUUAUUCCAAAGAGCGAAGAAUGCUGUAAUGGAGUUGGAUAUAAUCCUUUGAAAUAUGUUUGCUCUGACAAGAUUUCAGCUGGAAUGAUGAUGAAGGUAAAAGAAGAAUGCAGGGCUAAUACCCUUUGCCCUUUAUCUAUGGAGGCAACAGCACAUUGUGGAAAGUGUGACUUUGAUCCUAGGGAGAAUAUCUGCGCAUGGAUAAAAGGCUCACAGAGUGCUAUGGAAACGGAGAUAAAAGAAGGUGUGUGUCCAGCUGAAGAGGAGACUGUCUACACAGGGAGUCCAAACCAGUAUUCAUUUACAGACCUAAACCUCGAACCUUUUAUCACAUAUGAGUACAGAGUGGCUGCUUGGAAUAGCUAUGGAAGAGGCUUCAGUGAAAUUAGCAGAGCUGUCACUAAGCAAGAUGUGCCACAGGGUGUAAGUCCACCAAAAUGGGCCAAAGUGGAUAAUCGGGAAGACGUGAUACUUCUAAACUGGGAAGAACCACUUCAACCAAAUGGUCUUAUUAUUCACUACAUCAUUCUCCGAAACGGAAUCGAGCGUUUUAGAGGAAAAGAAAUGAGCUUCAUAGACACAAGUGGUGUCCAGCCAUAUCAAGAAUAUUCAUACCAGCUGCGAGCCUGCACUGUUGCUGGUUGCACAGACAGCAGUAAGGUAGUUGCAGUCACUGUCCAAGGAGUCCCAGAGAGUGUUCAGCCACCAGACAUCAGUGCUUUGAACUCCACAGCAUUACAUUUAAGCUGGAUUGCACCCAAGAAACCAAAUGGCAUCAUCAGAGAGUACCAGAUCAGUCAAGUAGGGAAAGGACUUAUACACACUGACACUGCAAGCAGAAUGCAGCACAUAGUAUCAGGUCUGCAGCCGUACACUAAUUACAGCUUCAUGCUUACUGCAUGCACAUCUGCUGGGUGUACUUCUAGCCAACCACUUUCAGGUCAAACUUUACAAGCUGCUCCUCACGGGGUAUGGCCAAAUCCUCAUCAUAUCAUAGUCAGCUCGACAGAAGUGGAAAUCUACUGGAGCGAACCAAAGAAACCCAACGGACUCAUUACUCAGUAUCGAUUAUUUCGUGAUGGAGAACAGAUUUUCCUGGGUGGCAGUGCAGACCUGGAUUUCACAGAUGUUAACCUGCAGCCUAACAGUAGAUAUGUUUACCAGCUGGAAGCCAGCACUUGGGGCGGCAGCAACACUAGUGAUAAAUAUGUUAUACAAACACCAGUAGGAACACCAGAGAAAAUUCAUGUCCCAUAUAAUGUCACAGUAAUUGAUGCAUAUUCUAUAUUUCUAGCUUGGGACGUGCCAGGGAUAUUCAUUGUCAGUGUGCCUUUGGAAUACAACAUCUUACUAAACGCGAGCAGUCCCACUCUACUGGUGAAGCCAGUAGGACGCGAACAUUUUGCUUUUGUCGAUGGCCUAGAUCCCUACACCCUGUAUGAGAUAAGAAUACAAGCAUGCCAGAAUGGUAGCUGUGGAGUGGGUGGUCAAACAUUUAUAAGAACUGCUGAAGCACCUCCUAGACAAUUGAGCCCACCUAUCGUUAAAGCAAUGGGAUCUACACUCAUAGAAGUGAAAUGGGCACCACCUAAGAAACCAAAUGGCAUCAUUACUAACUACUUUAUUCACAGACGUCCUGUGGGCAGGCAAGAAGAGCUGCUUUUAUUCAUCUGGGCUGAAGGAGCUUUGGAAUUUAUUGAUGCAUCUGAUGCUCUGCAGCCUUUUACUCUCUACGAAUAUCGUGUCAGAGCUCAAAAUGCUGUGGGGUCAGUGGACAGCCUGUGGGCUUCAACCCAAACUCUGGAGGCUUCCCCACGGGGCAUGGGAGCCCCUUGGGCACAAGCAACGAGUGCAUACUCAGUGCAGUUGAACUGGACCCAGCCUGUCUCUCCCAAUGGUGUUAUAUCUCUGUAUCGAGUAGUCUAUCAAGAAAAACGCAGCGAUCCAACAUUUAGCAUCCCAGCUGUUACAGCACUAACCGUAAUG